Necator americanus (New World hookworm) is the source of this 2802-nucleotide messenger RNA. RefSeq lists its product as uncharacterized. Bases 1 to 2802 code for a protein of 933 amino acids. The transcript has 4 exons. The record is from RefSeq and is a predicted model, not a curated record. Lineage: Eukaryota; Metazoa; Nematoda; Chromadorea; Rhabditida; Ancylostomatidae.
AUGUGGACGUUGUUAGUGGACGUUGUUGUAGGCUCUGCCGUGGUUGUCGUCGGCUCAAGAGUGGACGUUGUUGUAGGCUCUGCCGUGGUUGUCGUCGGCUCAAGAGUGGACGUUGUUGUAGGUUCUGCCGUGGUAGUCGUCGGCUCAAGAGUGGACGUUGUUGUAGGUUCUGCCGUGGUUGUCGUCGGCUCAAGAGUGGACGUUGUUGUAGGCUCUGCCGUGGUUGUCGUCGGCUCAAGAGUGGACGUUGUUGUAGGUUCUGCCGUGGUAGUCGUCGGUUCCACGGUCGAGGUUGUUGUAGGCUCUGCCGUGGUUGUCGUCGGCUCAAGAGUGGACGUUGUUGUAGGUUCUGCCGUGGUAGUCGUCGGUUCCACGGUCGAGGUUGUUGUAGGCUCUGCCGUGGUAGUCGUCGGCUCUAUAGUGGACGUUGUUGUAGGUUCUGCCGUGGUUGUCGUCGGCUCAAGAGUGGACGUUGUUGUAGGUUCUGCCGUGGUAGUCGUCGGCUCAAGAGUGGACGUUGUUGUAGGUUCUGCCGUGGUAGUCGUCGGCUCAAGAGUGGACGUUGUUGUAGGUUCUGCCGUGGUAGUCGUCGGCUCAAGAGUGGACGUUGUUGUAGGUUCUGCCGUGGUUGUCGUCGGCUCAAGAGUGGACGUUGUUGUAGGUUCUGCCGUGGUAGUCGUCGGUUGCACGGUCGAGGUUGUUGUAGGCUCUGCCGUGGUUGUCGUCGGCUCAAGAGUGGACGUUGUUGUAGGCUCUGCCGUGGUAGUCGUCGGUUGCACGGUCGAGGUUGUUGUAGGCUCUGCCGUGGUUGUCGUCGGCUCAAGAGUGGACGUUGUUGUAGGUUCUGCCGUGGUAGUCGUCGGUUGCACGGUCGAGGUUGUUGUAGGUUCUGCCGUGGUAGUCGUCGGCUCAAUAGUGGACGUUGUUGUAGGUUCUGCCGUGGUUGUCGUCGGCUCAAGAGAGGACGUUGUUGUAGGUUCUGCCGUGGUUGUCGUCGGCUCAAGAGAGGACGUUGUUGUAGGUUCAGCCGUGGUAGUCGUCGGUUGCACGGUCGAGGUUGUUGUAGGCUCUGCCGUGGUUGUCGUCGGCUCAAGAGUGGACGUUGUUGUAGGCUCUGCCGUGGUUGUCGUCGGUUGCACGGUCGAGGUUGUUGUAGGCUCUGCCGUGGUUGUCGUCGGCUCAAGAGUGGACGUUGUUGUAGGUUCUGCCGUGGUAGUCGUCGGCUCCAGAGUGGACGUUGUUGUAGGUUCUGCCGUGGUAGUCGUCGGCUCUAUAGUGGACGUUGUUGUAGGUUCUGCCGUGGUUGUCGUCGGCUCAAGAGUGGACGUUGUUGUAGGUUCUGCCGUGGUAGUCGUCGGUUGCACGGUCGAGGUUGUUGUAGGUUCUGCCGUGGUUGUCGUCGGCUCUAUAGUGGACGUUGUUGUAGGUUCUGCCGUGGUUGUCGUCGGCUCAAGAGUGGACGUUGUUGUAGGUUCUGCCGUGGUUGUCGUCGGCUCAAUAGUGGACGUUGUUGUAGGUUCUGCCGUGGUAGUCGUCGGUUGCACGGUCGAGGUUGUUGUAGGUUCUGCCGUGGUAGUCGUCGGCUCUAUAGUGGACGUUGUUGUAGGUUCUGCCGUGGUUGUCGUCGGCUCAAGAGUGGACGUUGUUGUAGGUUCUGCCGUGGUAGUCGUCGGCUCUAUAGUGGACGUUGUUGUAGGCUCUGCCGUGGUUGUCGUCGGCUCUAUAGUGGACGUUGUUGUAGGUUCUGCCGUGGUAGUCGUCGGCUCUAUAGUGGACGUUGUUGUAGGCUCUGCCGUGGUUGUCGUCGGCUCAAGAGUGGACGUUGUUGUAGGCUCUGCCGUGGUCGUCGUCGGCUCUAUAGUGGACGUUGUUGUAGGUUCUGCCGUGGUAGUCGUCGGUUCCACGGUCGAGGUUGUUGUAGGCUCUGCCGUGGUUGUCGUCGGCUCAAGAGUGGACGUUGUUGUAGGCUCUGCCGUGGUUGUCGUCGGUUCCACGGUCGAGGUUGUUGUAGGCUCUGCCGUGGUUGUCGUCGGCUCAAGAGUGGACGUUGUUGUAGGUUCUGCCGUGGUAGUCGUCGGUUCCACGGUCGAGGUUGUUGUAGGCUCUGCCGUGGUCGUCGUCGGCUCAAGAGUGGACGUUGUUGUAGGCUCUGCCGUGGUAGUCGUCGGCUCUAUAGUGGACGUUGUUGUAGGCUCUGCCGUGGUUGUCGUCGGCUCAAGAGUGGACGUUGUUGUAGGCUCUGUCGUGGUCGUCGUCGGCUCUAUAGUGGACGUUGUUGUAGGUUCUGCCGUGGUAGUCGUCGGCUCAAGUGUGGACGUUGUUGUAGGCUCUGCCGUGGUUGUCGUCGGCUCUAUAGUGGACGUUGUUGUAGGCUCUGCCGUGGUUGUCGUCGGCUCUAUAGUGGACGUUGUUGUAGGCUCUGCCGUGGUUGUCGUCGGUUCCACGGUCGAGGUUGUUGUAGGCUCUGCCGUGGUUGUCGUCGGCUCUAUAGUGGACGUUGUUGUAGGCUCUGCCGUGGUAGUCGUCGGCUCAAGUGUGGACGUUGUUGUAGGCUCUGCCGUGGUUGUCGUCGGCUCUAUAGUGGACGUUGUUGUAGGCUCUGCCGUGGUUGUCGUCGGCUCUAUAGUGGACGUUGUUGUAGGUUCUGCCGUGGUAGUCGUCGGCUCAAGUGUGGACGUUGUUGUAGGCUCUGCCGUGGUUGUCGUCGGCUCUAUAGUGGACGUUGUUGUAGGCUCUGCCGUGGUUGUCGUCGGCUCUAUAGUGGACGUUGUUGCUCUGCCGUGGUUGUCGUCGGCUCUAUAG